AAUCAACAAAAUGGAGACCCCCGCCAUCACCCUCGAGACCUACGUCCCCCGCAAGUGCUCUGCCACCAACCGCCUGAUCGGUUCCAAGGACCACGCCUCGGUCCAGAUCAACAUUGGUGACGUUGACGAGAACGGUCGCUACACCGGCUCGUUCACGACCUAUGCCCUCUCUGGCUACGUCCGUGCCCAGUCCGAGGCUGAUGACUCCAUUAACCGCCUGGCCACCAAGGAUGGUUUGUUGUCCAUGGUCUGGAGCUACCAGAAGUAAAUAGAGAAAGAACGGACUACCCCCAUUUUCUUUAUUCUCUCUAUAAACUUUUUUUUUUUUUUUUCUUUCGCCUCU
Molecule: messenger RNA, 343 nt
Organism: Gamsiella multidivaricata
Lineage: Eukaryota; Fungi; Mortierellomycota; Mortierellomycetes; Mortierellales; Mortierellaceae
Product: ribosomal protein S21e
Exons: 3
Coding region: 11-268 (85 amino acids)
Biological process (GO): endonucleolytic cleavage to generate mature 3'-end of SSU-rRNA from (SSU-rRNA, 5.8S rRNA, LSU-rRNA); translation; endonucleolytic cleavage in ITS1 to separate SSU-rRNA from 5.8S rRNA and LSU-rRNA from tricistronic rRNA transcript (SSU-rRNA, 5.8S rRNA, LSU-rRNA)
Cellular component (GO): cytosolic small ribosomal subunit; ribosome
Molecular function (GO): structural constituent of ribosome
Source: RefSeq, a predicted model, not a curated record